Molecule: messenger RNA, 843 nt
Organism: Didymodactylos carnosus
Lineage: Eukaryota; Metazoa; Rotifera; Eurotatoria; Philodinida; Philodinidae
Source: the annotation of a GenBank genome assembly
AUGCAACAAACUCCAAUCCCGGCCGUUCUGAAAGACAAGGAAUUUUGGAGUAACUUCAAUGAUGGUAUGAAUACAGUUCGACGUUCUAUAGAUGCUGCUGCUACUGGUGACAUGCAUGAAAAACCGGAAAAAAUACUAGACAAAACAGAUCUGCUUGUCAACACUUCCGGUCAGAUACUGGCUGUGAUAUGCCGACAAAUGUACGAAUUGGUCGAGUUUACUGUACCACGAUUUUUUAUUAUAAUGCCGGAAGAAAUGUCGAUCCGUAACCCCACUCAAGUGUUCUUCAAUAACUAUCGUUUAUUUUUCAUAUGUGAGUGCGAUAACAAAAGUGAUAUGCAUCUGGCCUAUCAUGACGGCUAUCCAAUCAAUCGACCAAGAGAGUUUUUUCUUCGCUAUGGCUCUUAUAUCAGACAUGGCAUUCAAAGAAUGAGAAAAACUCCAGCAGAUGUAAUUGAACUGCUAGGAAGAACCUUAGCACUUGAAGCAAACCAGAUAUUAACAACACUUGAUAUAAGCUGCAAUGAAAUAGGACACAAGGGAGCGAAAGCUCUUGGAAAAGCACUUGAAUCUAACCAGACACUGGCAAUGCUCAAUAUAAGCCAGAAUACAGUAGCAGGUGAGGGUGACAAGGCUCUCGGAAAAGCACUUGAAUCGAACCAGACAUUGACAACAUUUGAUAUAAGCCGGAAUGCAAUAGGAGACGACGGAGUAAAAGUUCUGACAAAGGCAAUUGAGUCGAAUCAGACAUUGAAAGCACUUAAUAUAAGCGGCAAAGUGGUAGGAGACGAGGGAGCGGAAGCUCUCGGAAAAGCACUUGAAUCGAACCAGACGUUGAUAUAA